Molecule: messenger RNA, 732 nt
Organism: Exophiala xenobiotica
Lineage: Eukaryota; Fungi; Ascomycota; Eurotiomycetes; Chaetothyriales; Herpotrichiellaceae
Exons: 1
Coding region: 1-732 (243 amino acids)
Source: RefSeq, a predicted model, not a curated record
AUGGCGCACGCAGGCAGAAACCGGCAGGCCGUCAAUAGAGACACUGAAAAGUGCUACCGCAGAGAUCGAGUACCCUUUGCAGGUCCUCCUCUGUCACACCGACCGAAACUCUUCUGCUGUCCUGUGGCUGAAACCCGCGAAGACCACCUUCCUCGGUGUUUCGUCAACCCAGGCCGUCAUCUGAUGAAUCAACAGCUCAAAACCUUUCUUGAAAGUGCUGACGACGAAGAGUAUACCUUUUCCAAAUGCGAAGUGUCUCACAUGGUCGAAGUGACGGCUCGGGCGCUCUGCAACAAUGCGCUCCCUUCUUCACACGGCAUGCAGCCUCAGGAGCAGUGGAACGUCUUCUCUGGGCCCGUUCGGAAUCCACCAGUCGACAACACCACUCCCCCACUUGAAGGUGAAGAUUCCAACAUGGCGAUGGACCAGCAAGAGCUGCCGUACAGCACAUACCAGAGCAUGUCCACAAGAUACUUCAUCACACAAAACAGCAGCCACACCUGGCAGAUUCCUCCUCAUUCAAGACAGUACCGAGACAACCACCCGGACCCGAACCACGGCAGGAUUGGACUCGAAAGAUACAUGGAGAUACCACCUUUCAAGACAAUGCCCUACACAUCAGAGAGCAUCUCAGGAGGUGGAACAGGAGCACGGGAAUGGAUACCUUCUUGCAGCAUACUAAUGUGGUGCAUCCUUCACAACACUUUCUACGAAGUGCACGUGUUGUCUUAG